Bubalus bubalis (water buffalo) is the source of this 1132-nucleotide messenger RNA. RefSeq names its product C-type lectin like 1 (gene CLECL1). The transcript has 6 exons. Bases 312 to 962 code for a protein of 216 amino acids. The record is from RefSeq and is a predicted model, not a curated record. NCBI's taxonomy places the organism in Eukaryota, Metazoa, Chordata, Mammalia, Artiodactyla, Bovidae.
AAAAGAGGAAGUGGUUUAUAGAAGAAAGUGAUGCAAUCUCUUCUGUGGUACUAAUAAAGUUCAAAAUCAUUCCAACUGAGGGCAGAAAACUAACUGAAGUGCAAGAAACUACUGCAUGGAGAGUUUUCUUUCAGAUCAUGCAAGUGUCCAAUAACCUAUUGCCUUGAUUGAUAAGGCUGAGCACAUUGUUUUUAUUUUUUAUUCAUUGAGGGAAUCUACCAAACUUGGGAGAGAGGAAGGAAAUUAUAUGUCUCAAUAUAUCUCAUUUACAGGAGGUUUGCAAAAAUAUAGGAUUCUUUUUAAUUUCUGCAAUGGCUGGAGAGAUAGUCUAUGCUGAUAUCAAACAUACAUCUUCAGAACAUUCAUCUUCACUCCAGAAAUCUGAUUCUCACCACCAUGGAAUUUUCCUGAAAGUUGGAUGUGCAAUGAUUAUCAUUCUUCUUCUAAUAGUAAUUGUGCUGAGCAUGCUUGUUAUUCAGUUCAAGUCUGCAAGACAAACUGAAGUGGAUAAUGAAUCAAAGAAGAAAUAUUGUACUGAGCAAAGUAAAUCUGAAGCAAACAGCUCAAUAGUUUCUUUCAAUUCUUCCUCUGUUCAUACAACAUGCCCCACCAAAGAUUGGAAGCUACAUGGGGGGAAAUGCUACUGGGUUGCUGAACAUGAAAAUAAGAAAUCUUGGAAUGAAAGUAAAAAUGACUGUGUCAUGAAAAAAUCACAUCUCAUGGUGGUCCGAGACUUCACUGAUACGACUUUCCUAUGGCAAAAUAUACAUGAUUCAUUUUGGGUUGGUUUGAGGAUUCCUCCUGGAGGGAAAUUAUGGACCUGGUUGGACAACAGCUCUUUUGACCCUCAGCUGUUUUCAGAUGAACGAGAGACCCGGAGUAUGAAAUGUGCCUGGGUGUCUUCUACCAAGAUAACCAAAGAAAAUUGUCAGAAAAGUUAUCCAUGGAUUUGUCAACUAUAAUCCACUUGGCAGAAAAUAAGUCUCUAUUUGUCUGACUAAGAGACACCACAUGAAGUUUGAGCUCAGAUCAUAAGAAAGCUCAGAAGGCUGUGUGUGUGUGUGUGUUUUAUAGUACUAUUCUCAGAAGUGUGGAAAGGGAGAUACACAAAAUAAAAUAUUUUAGAAAAUGA